GUGGCGGCUCGGUACAUGGAUGUCAAGGGGAAAAAAGGGCCGGUGGGAAUGCCCAAAGAGGCAACCUGCGACCGUUUCAUGUGUAUCCAGCAAGGCUCAGAGUGCGACAUCUGGGACGGGCAACCCGUCUGCAAGUGCAAGGACAGGUGUGAGAAGGAGCCGAGCUUCACCUGUGCCUCCGACGGGCUCACCUACUACAACAAGUGCUACAUGGAUGCAGAAGCUUGCAUCAAAGGCAUUACACUGAAUGUAGUCACCUGUAGGUACCAUCUUACCUGGCCAAACACCAGCCCUAUCCCACCAGAAACAACAGCUCGCCCUACUACUGCCUAUUCCGAGACAACGGUCAUUGAUAUCUUGCCGCCGGCUCUAGUGAACAACCCCGUCCAUCAGUCAGUCUACGUGGGAGAGACCGUCAGCUUCCUCUGUGAUGUUACAGGGAGACCCAAGCCAGAAAUCACAUGGGAGAAGCAGGUCGAUGGGAAAGACAAGGUCAUUAUGAAGCCAAAUCACGUCAGAGGGAACGUCGUGGUCACCAACAUCGCCCAACUGGUCAUCUACAACACCCAGCUCCAAGACGCAGGCAUCUACACCUGCACCGCCAAAAACAGCGGUGGCCUUCUCAGGGCUGAUUUCCCUUUGUCAGUCAUCAAAGGAGAACCCACAUCCAAAGAAGCUUCCCAAAACAAAACACAUUUUCCAACCGAUGAGUGCCUGAAGCAACCAGACAGCGAAGACUGUGGGGAAGAGCAGACCAGGUGGUACUAUGAUGCAAAGAAAAACAACUGCUUUACUUUCAUCUAUGGGAACUGUAACAGCAACCUCAACCACUUUGAGACCUACGAGAACUGUAUGUUAACAUGCAUGAACGGCCCAAUCAACAUUUGCAAUCUGCCAGCCCUCCAAGGUCACUGCAAGGCCUACGAGCCCAGAUGGGCCUAUAACAGCUUGACAAAGCAGUGCCAGUCCUUCAUUUAUGGCGGGUGUGGAGGCAACGAGAACAACUUUGAGAGCCGGGAGGCCUGCGAAGAAAUGUGCCCUUUCCCAAAGAACACACACUGCAAAGCUUGCAAACCACGCCAGAAGCUGGUGACAAGCUUCUGCAAAAGCGACUUUGUUAUCCUGGGCCGUAUAACAGAGCUGACUGAAGACCAAGACUCGGGACAUGCCCUGGUGACAGUGGAGGAGAUUCUCAAAGAUGAAAAAAUGGGAUUAAAAUUCCUGGGGAAGGAACCACUAGAAAUCACGCUUUUGAACAUGGACUGGAGCUGCCCAUGUCCCAACAUGACCACAGUGGAUGGCCAGCUCAUCAUCAUGGGAGAUGUCCACAACGGCAUGGCUGUCCUACAGCCAGACAGCUUUGUGGGGACCUCCAGCAUCCGGCGUGUGCGGAAACUCCGCGAAGUCAUCCACAAGAAAACCUGUGAGCUUUUGAAAGAGUUCCUAGGAUUGCAUUAA
Molecule: messenger RNA, 1458 nt
Organism: Gymnogyps californianus (California condor)
Lineage: Eukaryota; Metazoa; Chordata; Aves; Accipitriformes; Cathartidae
Gene: WFIKKN2
Product: WAP, follistatin/kazal, immunoglobulin, kunitz and netrin domain containing 2
Exons: 1
Coding region: 16-1458 (480 amino acids)
Biological process (GO): negative regulation of transforming growth factor beta receptor signaling pathway
Molecular function (GO): transforming growth factor beta binding; receptor antagonist activity; serine-type endopeptidase inhibitor activity
Source: RefSeq, a predicted model, not a curated record